This is a messenger RNA of Lethenteron reissneri (Far Eastern brook lamprey), 1931 nucleotides long. Its product is annotated as cardiomyopathy-associated protein 5-like. NCBI's taxonomy places the organism in Eukaryota, Metazoa, Chordata, Hyperoartia, Petromyzontiformes, Petromyzontidae. Gene Ontology annotation, molecular function: DNA-binding transcription repressor activity, RNA polymerase II-specific. The record is from RefSeq and is a predicted model, not a curated record.
CGCUUACCCCCUACGGGGAUCAGCGGCGGGGACCCCGGAUUGAAGGGGACCCCCCCCUCCCCCCCCCCCCCCAGGAGUUUAUGGGGACCAAGCUUCGCGUUCGUUUUCUUCCCUCAGGGCAGAGUGGGGCGCAGACGGGGACCGAGGGGGCAGUUUGGCGACAACCAGGGUCGUCGUCACAUCACGGUGUCCAAAAUCCCAACCAGUUUCACCAGGACCUCAAGGACCACAAGACACAUCGCAUCCCGUCUGCCAGGGAAACCUCCAGUAACCGACAUCUUCCCAGCGGCGAGCGAGCGAGGCAAGACCCUGACGCUCGUCGGCUUGUCCCGCCAGCGCCGCACAAGCACCAACACGGGGACAGUCUGCAGAAACCGGUGGAGAACCGUGACCGCCGGUACAAGGAAGGUCUGCGUGAGCUAGUGCAUUACAAGGACGGGCACAAGGAGAGUCUACAGAAACCAGAAUACAAUAAGGACAGGUAUAAAGAAAGUGCUUACAGGCCAACGGAUGACAAGGAGCGACACAAGGAAAGUGUGUAUAAGCCAGUGUAUAACAAGGACAGGCAUAAGGAGAGUGUGCACAUGGCAAUACAGAAUAAGGAGAGUGUCCCGAAACCAGUGUAUGAUAAGAACCAGAAUAAGGAAAUGCUGUACAAGCCAGUAUAUCAUAAGGACCGGUACAAGAAGAAUAUGGACAGAUCGGUAUAUCAUAAGGACCGGUAUAAGGAAAGUGUAGACAAGCCAGUACAUCAUAAAGAAAUUCUGUAUAAGCCGUUACAUCAUAAAGACGUGAAUAAAGAAAGUCUGUACAAGCCAGUACACCAGCUAGUGCAUAACAGGGACCGGUCUACAGACAGCCCCGUUGACAAAACUCAGAGGGCAGCCAAGGAAAGGGGCGACAGCCCGAAUCACACGACCGUGCAGAGGCAAGAAAGGCCGAGUUUGCAAAAACCGAGUUUUGAGAAGUGGGACCCGUUCCGACCGAGACGGACGAGGCAAGUGCAUCCCGACGGCAGCCACAGCUGCAGUGUGGUCACACCGGGGUCUGGAGCGAAGGGGCCUCAUCGAGGGGUCAAGGGGACCCGCGGGACAGAGGGGGUCCGCGGGGCAAAGGAGCCGGCAGGGUGCGCCCUGUCGAAACGGUCACAGGAGGAGUACGCGUGGCUCACGGAGCGACUGGGCGAGCAGGGAAAGAAAUGCCGGGCAUAUUCGGGGCGUUGCUCGCAGGUUGAGCACAGCACUGAAGCUGCCAGGUUUGAGGAGAUGGCUGAACAAGCAACGCGGCUGCAGGUGCUACUGGAGAUGGCGCAGAGGCAGGGGGCACCGCCCCCCACACACACCCUCACGCGCGAGACUCUGCACGUGCCCAGGGUCAACCCUGACCUGGCUGCUGGUGACCUCUUGGUGACCGUGUUCCGGGGUCACGACCUUUGCCCCCCCUCCACUCCAGGUGUGGCGAAGCAUGGACUGCACGCAUUCGUAAAAAUCGAGGUGCCCCUGCCAUGCCCGAAGGCGUCCCAGAGGGAGAAGACGGGCACGCAGAGCGGCACGUGCCCAGAGUUCAACGAGAGCUUCAAGUUCACUCUGCAGCGUGGGUCUCUGGGCCCACUGGGAAGUGAGUGGGCUCUGGGGAAGCUGUGCUGGGGCUUCGCGCUCUGCUCGGUCGCUGUGAGCUCCGAAGGUCGGGCCGGGAGGGGGAGGGGUCGCGGGGGGCGGCGGGCUCCGUGGACGUGCGGUGUGCGCGCGCGUUCACCCCUGGGGGGCGGCUGGGACCUGGAGGAGGUGGAGGAGGAGUGGCUGCAGCUGAACCCCGUGCACAACGCAUGUGCUGUGUUCCCCGCGGCCACGGCCGACAUCGGUGGCGGCGAGUACUACCCGGAAGACCGUUGCGGUUGUCUCCUCGUUGAGCGGCCCGCGCUGACCGCGUGA